Messenger RNA from Lepisosteus oculatus (spotted gar), 4814 nucleotides. RefSeq names its product TNF superfamily member 10, like (gene tnfsf10l). Gene Ontology annotation, biological process: immune response. Gene Ontology annotation, molecular function: tumor necrosis factor receptor binding. The record is from RefSeq and is a predicted model, not a curated record. NCBI's taxonomy places the organism in Eukaryota, Metazoa, Chordata, Actinopteri, Semionotiformes, Lepisosteidae. Gene Ontology annotation, cellular component: membrane.
UCUGCGCUCGGCUGGCAGCGCUUCAGAGUGCACGGCGCUGAGCAGGCGGGAUAAGGAGUUAUUAAACAGCACUCCCACACAAACCUUGAAUCAAAGUAGUUUUGAUUUUCAGUCUAAAAAACCUAAGGUUUUCCUUUGGAUCACUGGACAGGAAUGCAAUGGCUAAUCAUAAUAACCAGGAUUAUUUCCGAUCUGCCAGCAACGACUCCACCACUUACAUGAUGAUGCCGGCGAAGAAACAGGGGGAUGCGCCGUCAAAGUUAUGGCUCGCUAUGGUGGUCAUUGUUGUGGUCGUGCUCCAAAUCGCUUCCACUACCGGGCUGUUUGUGUACUUCAACAUGUCUAUAGCGCAGACCAAGAACCAGGGUGUCACGGAGGAGCUGAAGUGCCUGCAAUUUCUGAACGCUAUUGAGGAGCAGAUCAAUAAGGGACACGACAUUCCUGAAGAGCUGGCCAGGCUGUUUAGCAGUGAACCCUGCCUAAAACUAGCAGAGGGCAUCAAAACCUACAUCUCCAAGGUGACUGAAAAUGCCAUAAGGAAGCUUGCACUCCAGGAAGCAAGAAAUCUACCUCGAAGUUUCAACACAUCGGGGUCAAAGGUUAUUACCACGGCAACCCAGCGGCCUUCAGCGCACCUCACUCUGAGAGACAAUGGGCCCCAGACCUCAGGACCCUCUGCCUUCCCCCAGCCUGACCUGCACCAGUCCUGCCGUCACCCAGUCCUGUCCUGGGACGCCCAGUCCUUUGGCUCACAUGUCCACAACAUGAGCCUGAGCAACGGGCGGCUCCGGGUGCCCCAAGAUGGCCGCUACUACCUCUACUCCCAGGUGUAUUUCCGCUAUCCCUCCCCGACGGACCCCGACUUGCAGGGCAGCAGCCACCAGCUGGUUCAGUGCCUCUACAAGAAGACGUCCUACCUGAGGCCCAUCCAGUUGCUCAAGGGCGUGGGCACCAAGUGUUGGGCAGCAGACGCAGAGUACGCCCUCCACUCGGUCUACCAGGGAGGGCUGUUUGAGCUGACGGCUGGGGACGAGGUCUUCAUCUCGGUAUCCUCCCCUUCCAUGGUGUACGCUGACGAAACGUCCAGCUACUUUGGCGCAUUUCGCCUUGACCUCUGAACUCCUGAGCUGCUUUGGAUUCUAUUAACCACUCUUUUCCAAGGGGGAGAACAAACAAAACUCUUUGGGUCAUAUGAAGGAAGCAGACUCUGAAGCAACACAAAAGGGGAGAGGAGUCAAUGCAUCUGGCUCUUAACUGUCAGGAGCCCACCUGAUUUAACCUGUGUGACAUUCUGGGAUAACCGUGCUGAAGGGUUUCUGAACUGCAGCUCUGAAAGAUAAUCCCAGUCAGUCCAGCAAGGUCUACUGAAGUCAUUCCUUAGGCCAGCUCUGUUAAUACCACUUACUGCUUGACCAGAGGUUCCAGCAGGUAGUAAGACGAGAUGAAAACUCGGCCAGGGUUCUCCGGUGAUACCUAAAAUAAUAUUUCCAAACAGAAAAUAACUUAAAACCUGGUUCUCGCUAUUAGUGCAACUAUGGGCAUCCCAGUUGAUGAUAUUGACUUCACUUUGAAGAAGAAGAGGUACUUUGUCUGAGGUAAUUUGACUGGAGAGGUCAGGAUGCAUGGUGUGUAAUACGUGAAGUGGUUUAUGGUUUGAACUUUAAUUAUCUGAGGAUUUCUGCUUUGUCCUCUGUAAGUGAUAGGAAAUUCAGCCAACUUCUAAGAACUCUUGCUUUGAUAGAUUUGAUUUAAUAUAGGUAGGCCCCAGGAAAUAUUAUUUUUUAGGCCUAACCCUGUAGUAUGGUUUUGUGCACAGAUAAAAUCCCAGUAUUGCAAAUUAAUGUAGCACAUCUUUUGCUGCUUAAGAAAAGAGAUUUAUUAAAGCUUAAUUUGAGUCUGGAACACAUUUUGCAUUUGAACAAAGGCUUUGUAUGAGUAUGAAAGUGAAGCUGCUUAUUGUAUUCAGAAAGACUAUCUCCCUGCUGCAUGAAAAGCUGUUAACUAUUAAUAUUGUAAUGUAUGUAGCCUGAUUCAGAUGCAUUGAGUAAAAGAGUAACCAUGUCUCUUUCAUGCAUGAAGGCAGCAUGGUUACCUCUCCUGAGUUAGUCUGUUGGUGAUCCAUGAAAUCUGUCCAUAUGAAAUGAUAUUUCUGUCAUACUAUGGUGAAAUGGAAAAAGAUAUGCUUUGUUUCUGCACGUGCUAUUUAAGUGCUUUUUAUACUUUAAAUGUUGUAUUGUGUUUGUGCAAAACACGUUUCUCAUCUGGGAGAUUCCUAAAGAUGGAAUACUUUGACGAUGACCUCAUCUAUGUUUACUUCCCUUAGGAGGAAAUCAGACAGGAAAAUCCUGAGGUUUUGAGCUCAGAAUGAAAUGCUGGUAUUUUUAUUUGUCAGUUACAGCAAACGGGUCACCGUUUCAAAAAUAUUUUUGCAGAUCUCUUGCAUUUACGAAAAGAGGCAGCCUUGACAUAGAGAUAAAAAAACCAAGCACAAAAAAGAGCAGGCACAAACACAUUCAUAUCUGCCUGCCUGGCCUUGCGUGCCUCAUUUCAUGUGUGUGUCAUUUUAAUAUGGCCAGGCUCUAUCCAUCAUUGACAUGAUUCACGAAAGAGAGCUCUAGCUCAAAAAUAAAAAACAAAAAUGAAAAUAAUCCAGGACUGAUCAGUUUUUGUUUUUACCAGCCACAACGAGUAAACAUUCCUGAGAAAUUCUUUAGAUCUGGUUAGUCAAGUUGGGGUAGGGUGCUAAUUUAGGCCUUCUGUACUGUAUGUCCUCUAUUAGGCUCACAUUAGAACUGGGCAUUGCCUGAGGGAGGUUCUGUUAAGAAUAGUAACAAAGGUCAAGCUCAGCUUAGUCUAAUUGCUGUUAACUCAACAUCACACAGCAACAUGAUUGGUUCAUGUGUCCACAUGUUAGCACUGACAGGGGAGCAAUUAUUAGGUGUCAGUGAAAGGUUUUGAUCUUUACAGAAUUAGUCUAACUUUUUGGUAACACCAUAUAGGUUCUUUUGAAAACCUUGAACCUCCCUCAAAGUGAAAUGAAUUUUUGAAGUACAGUUUGAGCGCCUGUACAGCCUCAGCUUUCGCACGAGAAAGCACAGGAGGGAACCACUGUUUUCAAGUUUCUGCUUUACCGCUCUCGUAGUAUUCAGUUCUUAGAUUUGCUUUAAAAUCUGACCUCCCAAAGGUUUAUACUUUUAAAAAAAAUGUAAAUAUUUUUCCUAAUAACUGCAACCUGUAUUGUAACAGAAUAUAACUAAAAUACAAAGGAUAGAGGUGCUCUUAUUUGCUUCUGAGGGAUUAGACAUGAGGAUUGAUCAAACUUGUUUUUACGUUUUUUGCUCCGAUAGUCUCAGUGCAGAACCAGUCUCCCAAUGUAAAGCGUGAUAACACCUAACUUGUUAUUAGCAGCACCGGCACUACUUGUGCUGGGAAAUUGUAACUGAGGAAGUGGAUUUCUCCUGCACGAUCCAUAUGGGCAUGUCAUGAGUUUUGACUUCUUGUCUGCCUGGAGACCUGUGACUCAUUCACAAAGAAGAGAUGAGUUCUGUACAAGUUCGAACACCUGCGUAGGUUUAGCAAUGGGUUGGGAUUCGCUCCUGGGCAUUUGAGCUUUCUUGCUUCUUCACAGGAAUUAGAAUAGAAUAAGCAAUUAGUCAGAGAUUCUUUAAAGUUGCCAAAGUUUUUCCACUCCAGAGCUGUCCUCUAAGAACCCGCUGUUAUGGAAAUUUCUCCGUGUUGCUGUAUAAAUGAGUAGAAUCAGCCACAUGCAAUAAAAGCUUGUGUAUCAUGCGUCAUUAAAGCAGAAUAUUUUCCCCUGCCACAGGAAAACUGUGGAAGUGAGCUGCUUAAAGUGCUUUUCAAGCGGACUCCUGGGAUUCUUUAACACUACUGCCUGUAAGGGAUCCAUAAGUGCUUAAAAUCCACUAGCUCAACAAGUUACCUAAUGUGAAAGAUGUCUUUAAAUUUCUCUUCACUGAAUUGUUUCCUUGGUGCUUUGUCCAAGUCACCACAAUCCUGCAGUUUUAACACUUGGCUAGAUUUGGCAAGCUAUUCUUUUUUUUUUGCCUCGGUACUCUGUGAUGUACAGUACAUAGGGCCCUACUGCGACCUGGUUAAGUUGCCAGACCAGUGUAUUCAUUAACUACAGUAUGGAACAGGUUCUUCUGAAGGCACUGUAUCGACUACGCUCCCGAGUAGCUUCAGAACUGCUUUUGGCAAAGCCUCAAUGCAUCAAGAGAAUGCAGCAUGCAGAUCAAGUCGGAACAGCACCCUCAGUGAUUAAUUUUUCAUAGUUUGCAGUAUGUACUUAGAGACCACACAAUCAGAAAUGGAUUCUGAUUACACUGGGUACUGAAUGGAAAAUUACUUACAACCUAUUCUGCAUUUAGGAUAAGACCCCUAAAUAAAUAAGCUUCUCAAAGUUAAAGGAAGCUUGAUAGAUUUAAUGUGAGUUACAUUUGUUUGUAAUAAUGUAUAAACAACUCAGUGUUUUUUUGUCUGCUUUGGAAUGCAGUAAACUCUGUCCUGUAUUUCCUGCACAACAGGAGUGCAGUGCAGUGCAAUGAAGAACUUCCCCCUACAGAGCCUAACAUGCUUAAGUCUGAGCUGCUUAAGAACAUCUCUCAACCCCUGAAGCAGCCUUUUACUGCCACCUGUACCACUAAAUGCACAAACUUUAACACUGGGUGGCUGGAAGUUUUCAAAGAGUAUGGGUUCCAGCUUUUUUAAUUCCAGAGUGUAGACUGAAUGUGUAUUGUGUAUUUUUCUGCCUUGUGUAUUUUUUUUAUCUGUAAAAAUAAAAGUUUGUCAGAGGA